Colletotrichum paranaense is the source of this 207-nucleotide messenger RNA. RefSeq lists its product as uncharacterized. The transcript has a single exon. The coding region runs from base 1 to 207 and encodes 68 amino acids. NCBI's taxonomy places the organism in Eukaryota, Fungi, Ascomycota, Sordariomycetes, Glomerellales, Glomerellaceae. The record is from RefSeq and is a predicted model, not a curated record.
AUGUGUGUCACAGACGUAAUCCAUUACAUGUGCAGCAUCUGCAACACCCGUCUAGGAAAACCACGUCGACGAGUCCUCGAGCAUUGUUGCGCUGUCAUCCUGAACGGCAAAACCGCCAACACUGCGGCGUCCUCUACGACACUGUCCCUGAACCGUCCGCUUCCGAUCUGGCACUCCAUCAUUCGGGACUUGAGUUUGAAGUCUUGA